AUGGAAGUGAAGGAAGUGGUGUCGAGGAGAAACAUGCAGUAUAUGUGCCAUACGCGCACGCGGGCGCAGCCGUGGGUGAGCGCUGACGGCAACGCGACGACGAGCGUGCUGCCACUGCGGCCUCGGGCGCGCGACGCCGGCCGCCACCUGUGCUGCUCCGGCGACAACCCGCGGCUGCCGGCCGGCGCGCGCCGCGACUGCUGGAAGCUGGCCGUCCGCUACAGCCCCGUCGUGUCUCUGGAGCUGGGCAGCGGCCUCAACGCCAGCGCCAUCCGAGAGGGCGACGACGUCUACCUCGAGUGCCGCGUGCGGGCCGACCCGUGGGUCACCGACGUCGUCUGGACGCACGACGGCAGGCAGGUGCAGACGAACGCCAGCGCGGGCACGCUGCUGAGCAACCUGACGCUGGUGCUGCAGGCGGUGCGCCGGCACAGCGCCGGCCGCUACUCGUGCCGCGUCGCCAACGACGAGGGCCGCGCGGACAGCAGCCCGCUCGCUCUGGACGUCAAGUACGCACCCGAGUGCGCGGCGGGUCAGCAGAUGGUGUGGGGGGCUGCGCGGCGCGAGCCGGUGUCUGUGCCGUGCGAGGUGGACGCUCGGCCACCGGCCACGCUCUUCCGCUGGGCCUUCAACAGUAGCGCCGCCAGCGGAGCUCCCACGGCCGCCAGCGGCGCCGACGCCGGAGCGGGCAGCAGCGCCCCGGUCGCCACGGCGCCCGCCGCCGUCACUACGCAGCCGGGCCGCAGCGUCGCGACGCACACGCCCCUCAGCGACGCCGACUACGGGACGCUGCUCUGCUGGGGCCGCAACGAAGUGGGCGUCCAGCAGCAGCCCUGCGUCUUCCAGGUGGUACCUGCAGGUCCCCCGGACCCGCCGCGAGACUGUCGUGUGUCGUCGCGGUCUGCGACGUCGCUGCAGGUGUCGUGCAUGCGGGGCUCUGACGGCGGGCUGCCGCCGCAGCAGUUCACGCUGGAGCUGCUGGCGGCCCGCGGCGGCCGGCUGGUGGCCAACGUGACCAGCCGCGCCUCGCCGGAGUUCACCUUGGCCGGGCUGGAGCCCGCCACCUCCUACCGGCUGCGCGUCUUCUCCAGCAACGGCAAGGGCCGCAGCGACUCGGCCGCCGAGCUGCAGGUGACCACGCCCAGCGCGUCCACCGGCGGCGGCGGCGGUGGCCUCAGCAGGCCGCGACUCGACCAAGAAGAGGAGCCGCCGGUGCCGGUGGAGGCGCUGCUGUUGGCAGGGGUGCUGGUGGCACUGCUGCUGGUCGGUAUCCCAGCCCUGCUGCUGGCGCUGCGCAUGCGCAGAGCGCGCUUGCGGGCUGCCGCCAGCCAGAAGGAGCCGCCCCCACAGACACCAGCCACCGUCACCACCGAGGACAACCCUGACGUCAUCCCAAAUGAAGGAGACGUGAGCGCCGGGUACCUGGGCCUGCUGAAGCACCCCCUGCCCGCGGACACGAGGCAGCUGGUCAGCGACUCACCCACACCGACGCCGACGCCGCCCUCCGUCGUCUACCCUAAGACGGUCGCUGCAGCCACUCAUGCCUCCGGGCCAGUGGUGCUGGAGGCUGCCUGCUGGCCCGUGCCAGUGCCGGUGGCCGUCCCCCACCCGCAGCCGCUGCUGGAAGCGCGACCUCCGCCCCCGGCGCUGCCGCUGCCGCUGCUCAAGACCUCCGCCGGCGGCUGCAGGAGCCGCCACGACGCGGGCACGCAGACGCCGCACCUGGCGCGCCACAAGGAGAGCGCCGUCUAGCCGAGCGUCCACACCUCUCGCGCCCGAGCUGUCUGCAGCUGCGUUUCUGCGGUUUUACGCAGGAACCAAAAUAAAUGCAGAUGACUCCACUAUCGUCGCAGAAAGUGGGGCAAGUGUGCUUCGCAGUAUAUUCUCGACUGCCCAGUCAAAACAACCAAGAUGGAAAAAACAACAGCGAUUGCAGAUAGAAGAGGAAAGACAGUGGCAAAAGGCGGAUAUAGCGGGACUCCUUCACCACACGCGCCCCAAUAGAAUUCCUGAAACAUCACUUAAUACGAGUGGAUCACAUUGUUUCUAAAGAAAAAAAUUUAACUACGAUAUUUCCUACGGAUAUUUUAAUGGUCGCCAAAUUACAAGCUGCAUUAACAAGUGUCACGAUAUCAAAUUUUGUAAGGUAAUCCAUCGCAGUAACUAUUAUGAAUUCAUAUAGACUUGAACAACGUUAAAUGGAACAUUCUAUUCGUAAAAUGUGAAUUAAUUUGUUAUAAAUGUGAUUAUAAAUCAUAAUCAACUUCAACUAAGUGAACUGAAGAUAUCGGCUGUGAUACCUAUUUUUCUACUGUGUCGUGAAGUAACAAAUCUUUAUUGUGUGUUGAAGAAAUACAUUUUAAAAAUGUUAAAAUUUAAUGAAGAAUCUCCUAUAGACUCAAAUAUGUGUCUCUAUACACUUUCGUGUCGUGCUGAAGAUAUCAGGUCUAUGUUUCAUCAGUAAUUUAUAAGAACUUGCCUCUACGUUGUAACCUGGAGGAGAAACAA
Molecule: messenger RNA, 2508 nt
Organism: Schistocerca cancellata (South American locust)
Lineage: Eukaryota; Metazoa; Arthropoda; Insecta; Orthoptera; Acrididae
Product: nephrin-like
Exons: 11
Coding region: 1-1752 (583 amino acids)
Molecular function (GO): protein binding
Source: RefSeq, a predicted model, not a curated record